AUGGCGGCGCUGCUUGCAGCACCCACGCCCGCCGGGCAGAUGCCACAGUACGUGUGCUAUCUUUGCACACGGAAGUUUGCGGAUGCCACGGCGCUCAGCACUCACGAGAAGUACUCGCAGCUGCACCAGCAGAACCUGGAUCGCCAGGACGAGCUGAUCAAGCAGCACAAGGAGGAGGUGAUGAACAGCGUCCAUCGGCUGCGCCAGCAGCUCUUGGAGGCGAUGAACUCCACGAACCCUGUCACGAGCAGCCGGGCUGGGGCCUUGGAGUCCCAGCUCCGGCAGCAGCUUGGGGAAUUUGGCCAGGCCCAGGAGGCUCUGGAGCACCGCCGCGCCGUGCGCGGAGCGGACCCGGCGCGCCUGGCGCGCGGCGCGCAGGCUGACGUGAAGCAGCCGCAACUGCGACCUCUCUACCGUGAGCUGAAGGUGGGGCACCUGACGCUUGAGCUGGGAGCUGCCUGCUGGCAAGGCGGCAAAGAGACGAACGAAGAUCGCUUCGCUCUGGACCUCGAGUUGCUCUCAGCAGAUGGACUGCCGGUUCCGGGCGUGCUGGUGCUCGAUGGACAUUCUGGACACCGAUGCGUGGAGCACUUGGCCGAGAGGCUUCCCAAAGUCUUGCAGAUGAGACUGGCCAACAAGCCCAACUUGACAGACGAACAUCUCCGAGACGCCGUCCUGGAGGCCUGUGCGCUGGUGGAUGACGAGUUUCUCUGCUGGGCGCGGCAGCAUGAGGCGAUGGACGGAUCGACUCUGCUCUUGGCCUUAGUCUACGCCGAGCAGGGCGGUGCUUACAGGCUCUUGGUGGCCAACGUGGGUGACUCCCGAGCGGUGCUCUGUCGUGCGGCCAAAGAGCCCUCGGCCCAGCAGCAGCCUCUCCAAGCCUGCCGCCUCUCCGAGGACCACAAGCCCAACCGCCCUGACGAGCAGCAGCGCAUUGAAGCGUUGGGCGGCGUGGUGGACCUCUACGGCGUCUGGAGAGUCUUCUGCCCGUCGCAGGUCUUCUUUGGAGGCCGCGCCAUCCCGCGGUGGGGCCUUGCAGUCUCCCGAGCCUUCGGCGACCUCCUUCUCAAAGAGCCCCAGAAGUAUGGCUGCGAGCAGGUCCGAGGCGGUUUGGUCACCGCUGAGCCAGAGUUGCGAGUGGUGGAGCUGGAUCCUGCAGUAGAUCGCUUUCUGGUCCUUGCAUGCGACGGUGUUUGGGAUGUACUUCAGGACAGUGAUGCAGCAGCGGUUUGUGCAAGCGCAGCUGGAGUGGAAUUGGCUUCCCACUCACUGGUAAGGCACGCAUUUGCGGCUGGUUCCGGGGACAACUUGACAGCUGUGGUGAUGACAUGGCGCUGCGAGUAA
Molecule: messenger RNA, 1344 nt
Organism: Symbiodinium necroappetens
Lineage: Eukaryota; Dinophyceae; Suessiales; Symbiodiniaceae
Source: the annotation of a GenBank genome assembly